Molecule: messenger RNA, 300 nt
Organism: Rotaria sordida
Lineage: Eukaryota; Metazoa; Rotifera; Eurotatoria; Philodinida; Philodinidae
Source: the annotation of a GenBank genome assembly
AUGAUUCGCGUCAAACCACUGGGAAAUGAUCGUACGAAGACGAUCGAUGUGCCUGUCAUAGCCGUUAAGAGAUCCCCUUCGAGCACUACAGAGAAAAGCGAGACCGGUGGCUUCAAAUUACAAAGAUUGAAAACGAUUACAAUUGGUUUUGAACAGGCUGUUAAAAAUGUAUUUAAAAAACAUUAUCCAAUUGUUACUGUUCGUGGUUAUUUAUUUCAUUAUGAACGAAGUUUAUAUCGUAAAUUUGUCGAGCUUGAUUUAAAAACAGCAUACAAAAAUGAUAAAAAUCUUCGUGAUUGA